Messenger RNA from Corylus avellana, 1337 nucleotides. It is a transcript of the gene SOS3, whose product is annotated as Calcium-binding EF-hand family protein. NCBI's taxonomy places the organism in Eukaryota, Viridiplantae, Streptophyta, Magnoliopsida, Fagales, Betulaceae. The record is from RefSeq and is a predicted model, not a curated record. Gene Ontology annotation, molecular function: calcium ion binding; kinase binding. Gene Ontology annotation, biological process: calcium-mediated signaling.
CAAUAGAAGGGGUCCCAAAACCUUAUCACUGUGCUUGGUGAUGGUUUGAGAAAAGGGGUACAGAAAAAGUGGGGUCAGCUCAAGGGUAGGAAAGGUUCAAAGCCUUGAGGGAAGCUUUCAUUGUCUCUCUUUCUUUUAUAGUCAAAUCAAAAGCCCUCCCUCUCCCUUUCUCUCUAAUAUAAAUAUAUUUAUGCAUAUACAAAAUGCGGUCCAUGUUAUAAUAUUAUCAGCAGAAGCCAGAAAGUGAGCUCAAAGCCAUAUUAUAGCGGGAAGCUGAGAAAGCCACCAUCUUUAACAAUUGCAAUACAUAUAUAUAAGUUAAAGAAAAUAGUUUGGGCAAUCAAAGGUAUCAAACCAAAUCUCAGCCAACCCCACUUCCGUGCUCGCAGGUGGGGCUUUUCGUAGUGGUAUGCAUCAUUGGCAAGAGUCUGCGGAUUUUCAAGCUAUCUGAAAGUGAACUGUAUUUGUGUGUUUAAUGGGCUGCUAUUGCUCUAAGAAAGCUAAAAGCCCAGGGCAUGAGGAUCCUACCAUUCUUGCUGCUGAAACACCUUGUGAGUAUGCAUCUUGACACUGUUACUGUCAGUGAAGUAGACGCCUUAUAUGAGCUUUUUAAGAAAUUGAGCAGUUCAAUAAUUGAUGAUGGCCUCAUUCACAAGCAGGAAGAAUUCCAGUUUGCACUUUUCAGGAAUAAAAAUAAAAGAAAUCUCUUUGCAGACAGGAUUUUUGAUGUAUUUGAUGUGAAGCGCAAUGGGGUUAUCGAGUUUGGAGAAUUUGUUCGAUCAUUGGGUGUCUUUCAUCCGAAUGCGCCUAUAGAGGACAAAAUCACAUUUGCUUUUAAACUGUAUGACCUGAGGCAAACGGGAUAUAUUGAGCGAGAGGAGUUGAAGGAGAUGGUAUUGGCACUUUUGCAUGAAUCAGAUUUGGUACUUUCUGAUGAUGUCGUUGAAACAAUCGUGGAUAAGACAUUUGGUGAAGCGGAUGCAAAAGGUGAUGGAAGAAUUGAUCAAGAAGAGUGGAAGGAUUUUGUCUUGAAGAAUCCAUCUCUGAUUAAAAACAUGACCCUGCCAUAUUUAAAGGAUAUAACCCUAACAUUUCCAAGCUUUGUGGUAAGUUCUGAAGUUGAAGAUUCAGAACUAUAAGACCUAGAACUCCAUAAAAAAUGUAUCAAAGAUGGCAUGUCCCAUGAUGGUGAAAUAUUUUGGAUUAACUUUUCUACAAUGGAAUGCGGAUUUUUGGAACGUUAUCGUCUUUAACCACAGUUCAAGAACUAGAAGAAGAAGAAGAGUUUGCAAUCCCAUGAAGGACAGCCAACAACUAAGACUCCCUUUGCCAUCUUC